This is a messenger RNA of Cygnus atratus (black swan), 1446 nucleotides long. RefSeq names its product protein disulfide isomerase like, testis expressed (gene PDILT). Bases 1 to 1446 code for a protein of 481 amino acids. Gene Ontology annotation, cellular component: endoplasmic reticulum. Gene Ontology annotation, biological process: protein folding; response to endoplasmic reticulum stress. The record is from RefSeq and is a predicted model, not a curated record. NCBI's taxonomy places the organism in Eukaryota, Metazoa, Chordata, Aves, Anseriformes, Anatidae. The transcript is spliced from 11 exons.
AUGGCUGGGAUUCAGAGCAAGGAUAACGAUGAAUUAUGCCAGAAAUAUGUUUUUUUAUCUCAAGCAUCUCAGAAUUUGUCUGAAGAAUUUGCUGAGGCUGCACGACAGCUUAAAAAAGAAGCUCCAAGAAUCCAAUUUGGCAAAAUUGAUGUCACAGACCAACAUGAUUUGAGAAAAGAAUUUAACAUUCGAGAGUUUCCGACUGUGAAAUUUUUUGUGGAUGGCAGCAGGGAAGAUCCCAUAGACUGCAAAGGUAAACUAUCUCAUGCACUGAUACUGAAAGCUGAACUUCUGUUAGAGGUGCAGAUACAUGAGAAUGAAGUCUCUGAUUACAUCUAUAGGGUUGACUUGAAAACAUCAUUUGAACUGGUAAACUUACUUGUCAGGAGUCAGACAGGCCUCAGCCUUUAUUACAUGGGUCAAAGAAGAACAGGACCCAGCACAGUCUUAAUCAACUCUACAGAUCAGGCUGAAGCCAUGAUAAAUGCUGACAAUUUGGCAGUGAUUGGCUUUUUUAAGGAACUUUGCAAUAACAGCAUGGAAGUUUUCUGCGAGACUGCCAAAGAUGUGCCAGAGAUGCCUUUUGGGAUGACAAGCAGAGAGGACGUCUGUGCUAACUAUGGCAUCCAAAAGAACACUCUUGUUGUAUUUAAGAAGACAUCUGUGAAGAUUUUUGAUGUCCCUGUCGAAAAUCACAUCCUGCUGUUCAUCCCAACGAACUCAAAGACUUUCAAUGUGACUUAUGAAAACUACAAGUCUGCUGCUAUGGAAUUUAGAGGGAAGAUAACAUUUGUCUUGGUGAAUACCAACGAAACAAGGAAUGGACGAGUUUUUGAGUAUUUUCGCAUCAGGGACGUUGAUGUUCCCACUGUGAGAAUCCUAAACCUGAAAAGCAAUGCGAAGUACAAAAUGCCUGCAGAUGAGGUGACUGUGGAGAACCUAAGACAUUUUUGCCAGAGCUACCUAGAUGGAAAAGCAAAGUUACACCUCUCCAGUGAAGAAAUCACAGAGGACUGGGACAAGAUGCCAGUCAAAGUGCUUGUUGGGAAGAAUUUCAACAGGAUUGUCUUCAAUAAGACCAUGACUGUGUUUGUCAUGUUUUAUGCCCCUUGGUCCCAUGACUGCAGAAAACUCCUGCCAAUCUGGGAUGAGCUAGGAGAGAAAUAUCAAAAUCGCAAUGACAUAAUCAUCGCAAAGAUAGAUGUCACAGCAAAUGACAUCCUGUCAGUUGUGUUGGAUCGCUAUCCCUUCUUCAGACUGUUUCCUGCUGGAGCUGAUUACCAGGAAAUGGCCUAUGCUGGGGAGCAUACCUUGGAGGCAUUUUCUGAAUUCUUAGAAGAACAAAUCAAGACAAAGGCAGAAACAGGAGAAAAGGAUCCUUCAGGAGGAAUCAAAGAGAAUCUCAGCCAGAAAGAGACUGUAAUAACAGAGAAAGAAGAACUCUAA